This is a messenger RNA of Ixodes scapularis (black-legged tick), 863 nucleotides long. Its product is annotated as cytochrome P450 3A14-like. Gene Ontology annotation, molecular function: monooxygenase activity; iron ion binding; heme binding. The record is from RefSeq and is a predicted model, not a curated record. NCBI's taxonomy places the organism in Eukaryota, Metazoa, Arthropoda, Arachnida, Ixodida, Ixodidae. The transcript has 5 exons. Bases 1 to 606 code for a protein of 201 amino acids.
AUGCGUGGUUUUGUCACCCACAGCUUUGUGACAAGUGCAACCGCCCUGUCUUUCAUUACGUAUGCUCUCGGCAAGUACCCGGAUGUUCAGAAGAAGGUUAGGCAGGAAGUCAAGAAUGUGCUCAACGAGGGUGGGUCGCUGGACUACGAGACAGUCACAAAAAAACUAAAGUACGUCACGCAGGUUAUCGACGAGGCAAUGCGAAUAUGGCCACCCGCUCUCACGUUUACCACGAGGCAGGCAAAGGAAGACUUCGAGUACCAGGGCAUCAAAUACAAGGCCGGGACAAGCAUCAUGUCUCCACCAUUUGUGAUCCACAUGGACGAGAGGUUUUUUCCAGAUCCCACGAAGUUUGACCCUGACAGGUUCAGUGAGGAGAACGAAGGCCGUAUCCCGAAGUUGGCUUUCCAGCCUUUCGGAAUGGGACCCCGAAACUGCGUGGGAACCAGGCUUGCUUAUGUCGAGCUCGCCUACACUGUGGCCAGGAUGACGCAGCAAUUCCGUUGGGAACUCGGCGAAUCACAGAAGAGAGAAAUGCCCAUUGGACAGUACGGCAUGGUAUCGACGCCGGGAAGAGGACCUUGGAUUGUCUUCCACAGACUAUGAACACUGCAACUCGCCAACGACCAUCCCUUUUCUCCGUUGCGUCCAUACGCCGAAAUUAGCUCAGUGGCAGAAGCUACAAGUCAUGUGACUGUGUUACAUGUUACCACGCGGCAUCGGCAGUACUAACAGGACCGAGCCCCAGAUUCGAACCUUACGGGAAAAGACCCGCAAGAGACUGCAGUCAGCGAGGACCAUUACGGACGAGCUCCUUUAUUAUCCUUUUGUUUCAUUUGUGACAAUAAAAUUUUUUCUGCGAC